AGACCGCUGCAGGCGACCUCUCCUCCCCUCAGUAAACUACCUUUGCAGUUCUCUUUCCUUGUGGAUCCACCUGCUCCUUCAUGCCAGGAGGGACUAUACUUGCCCCAGUUUGUGCACCCAACACCUGCACACGGACAGCGCAUUCAUGCAGAGGUCAACAAAGAGGUGGAGAUCAGAAUCAAAGCACAGGCUUCAUAUGCAGCAAUACAAGAUAUCAUCAUGAGCGGGCCAAUGAAUAUGACCAAGCACAGAACCACACAUAAUGAGUUUGUGCUUCGGUGGACGCCGUUCUCCAGCGAUCUGGGAGAUUAUUUCCCAGUGUGCUUUGCUGUUGAGUCGGCGACAGGGUCCGGCGUCUAUCAGUCCGAGAUGAGGUGUGUCAUCUUGAAAGUUGGAACAGAGGAAAUUAAAACCAACGUGAUCUGCUCCGAGUCUGAAAUGAGAGUAGAGAUUGAGAGAUCAUCCCUCCGUGGACUCCGUGAGGAUCACCUGCGUCUCAGUGAGCCCAGCAACACCCUCUGCAGCCUGGAGAGAUACUCCAACAGCACUCACAUCAUCGGCGUCAUCCCUCUCAAUGCUUGUGGCACUCGGAUCGAGGAAGACGAGGAACAUCUCAUUUUCAAGAAUGAAAUCACCACAGUGGAUGACAGCAGAGCUCUGAUCACCAGGAAGCAUAACCUGGAAGUAGAGUUCUACUGUCAGUACCCCAAAAAGGGGAAUGUGUCACUGGGCUUCACGGCACACAGGAAGACUGUGGAAGUGUUUGAUAAAGGCUUCGGCACGUUCACCUACCAGUUUGAGUUUUACCCCGACAACCAGUUCAGAAGCAUCAUUGAUCCGAGUUCGUACCCUCUGGAGUACGACGUAGGGCAGAAGAUUUACAUGGAGAUAGAUGCUUCCUCCGUAGUCAACGACACCGAGAUGUUUGUGGAGUCCUGCAGAGCCUCACCGUACGACAACCCCAAUUACCAACCAACCUACUCCAUCAUUGAAGACGGGUGCCCCGUGGACCCAACUGUGAUGAUCCAUGAGACCAACAACAAGAGACAGUUUAGAUUCUGCAUCGAGGCCUUCAAGUUCAUCGGUUUGCACGAUCAGGUAUACAUCAGCUGUUCAGUAAUGAUGUGUGAAGCAGGGAAUCCCAACAGCAGGUGCUCACAGGGAUGCAUCAACUCCACGUCAAACGAUCACCACCACCGCCGAAAGAGGGACUCUGUCAUCCAGACUGCAACGCACUUCGUUUCCCAGGGUCCUCUGCGCUUGAGGAGGUCAGCAGACAUCAGCAUGAGUGCAGGGAACAACCUGAACCUGAACCUGGUCUUCAUCGCUGGAUGUCUUCUCGCUGCUGUUGCCAUGAUCUGUGGAGUGCUCCUGCACAGGGCCAAAAUGUCAAAGGUCAAAUACCAGCGUUUGGCCUCGAGUGAAAGUUAA
Messenger RNA from Pelmatolapia mariae (spotted tilapia), 1431 nucleotides. Its product is annotated as ZP domain-containing protein-like. Gene Ontology annotation, cellular component: cell surface. The annotation marks the transcript as partial. The record is from RefSeq and is a predicted model, not a curated record. Lineage: Eukaryota; Metazoa; Chordata; Actinopteri; Cichliformes; Cichlidae. The transcript is spliced from 9 exons.